AUGGGGUUGGACCACCGUGUCAUUUAUGGUCAAAGGCUUGGCUUCAUUUGCAUUUCUCUUUUGUUUCUGAUUAUUUCAAGCUGGAUCCAAAAGGGGCUUGUUGUUGAAGGUAGAAAGACUCAAAAACAAAACGAUUUUGACCAGACAAUAGUUGAGGAUAAAACUAUCCUGAGGUCACAAAUAGGUUCAAGGCCACCAAAAUGUGAGAGAAGGUGUAGAUCAUGCGGACACUGUGAGGCUAUUCAGGUACCUACAAACCCCCAAGCCCAGAAGGGAAAGAUAAACUCACCCAAGUUCUCUACAAUUGCUUAUGCCAGGGUAGAUGGAAAUUCCAACUACAAACCCAUGAGUUGGAAGUGCAAAUGUGGGAACCUCAUUUUCAACCCUUAA
Molecule: messenger RNA, 390 nt
Organism: Abrus precatorius (Indian licorice)
Lineage: Eukaryota; Viridiplantae; Streptophyta; Magnoliopsida; Fabales; Fabaceae
Product: EPIDERMAL PATTERNING FACTOR-like protein 2
Exons: 3
Coding region: 1-390 (129 amino acids)
Biological process (GO): guard cell differentiation; stomatal complex development
Source: RefSeq, a predicted model, not a curated record